Messenger RNA from Phytophthora nicotianae INRA-310, 847 nucleotides. RefSeq lists its product as hypothetical. The transcript has a single exon. The coding region runs from base 20 to 739 and encodes 239 amino acids. The record is from RefSeq and is a predicted model, not a curated record. NCBI's taxonomy places the organism in Eukaryota, Oomycota, Peronosporomycetes, Peronosporales, Peronosporaceae.
ACUUAGCGGAUUUGACGGUAUGGAGGAGGUGCAGACAUCGCGCGCACCGAGUCUGGCCGCCGCUGUCGCGUGCUGGGCUAUACUUUGGACGUUUAUCCUGAAUGUCGUACCAGCGGGUGUUAAGGGCCGCAACCACAUCAUCACGCUGAACGCAGCGCACGGCGUCGUGUCCACGAUCUCUUCCACGAUUACGCUCUACUAUGGGCUGGACACGACCAUCUCGGUGGCCGUCUCACUCUCAUUCUUCCUCGUGGAUCUCGCUGCUAUGGUUUAUUCGGACGGAGUGAAAAACCUCCUCUCGCUCAGACAAUCGCGACUAAUGGACUACGGCCAUCACGUCUUCGGUCUAUACUGGGGUGUGUUGCUCUUUGUGAACGAACCUACUGUGUGUGAUGUAUCGUUCGGUAACCCGUACGUCUGGAUACAAACGAACGAGGUGAGCACGGGCUUCUACAACUGGUACCGACUCACGGACAGUACUGUGGCGGGAGCCUUGUUUGCCAGCUCCUUCUUCUUGUCCCGAGUGGUGUUUAAUACUGUCUACAUCAUUCCGAGGGUGGCCAAGCAGUGUCAGCCACUGUACGUGCUGGGCUGCUCGCCGUUCUUCAUGUUGCAAUACGCCUGGUUCUAUAUGAUCGCACGCAAGCUGGUUCCGAGUGCACCUCAGGGCGAGCAAACAAAGGGCACACCGACCACAGGCGAGCGUCGCGCGGAGACAGAGACUAAGAAGGACGCCUAAUGAGGAUUGCGACCGUCAGCAGGGAGAGAUUCGUGUGCUAUAGACUCUGAACAAGAAUUGAUUGUCCAUAUGACCCAAUCGCCAUUACGUGCCCCCCCCCCCCCCCGC